AUGGCUGAAAUGUACCGGGCCUGGGCAAAGGGGCAUCCACCGCCGGCUUAUUCCGCCAACCCUACUUAUAUCCCACCAUUGGCUCAACCUCAGGACCCUCCUACUGUGAAUUCAUCCCCGACCUUUCCCACCUACCAACAAUGCUAUGGCACUACCUCCCAAACACCACCACCUCCACCACCGAAACAAGUCGCAUACCCUCCUCCACCAAUCACUCCUGUUUUUGUGGCACCCCCACCUGCUGCAUUACACCGAUCUUCCAGUGAGCCUCUGUUCCAGACUCACGAUAACCACUAUUAUCCCCCAGAACCUACCUUUAAAGCGCCAGAACCAUGUUCUUACACUCCUCAUCUUGAUCUCUCAGUUGAAACUGAGAAGCCUCCCAAGAAUCCCGAAUGUCCAGUUACCAGCAUGGUUCAAGUUGCCCAAGCCUUAGAGCCCACUUAUUUCGGUCAUUUGGUGUCAGCAGUAGGGAAAUCCUUCAAUGAAGUGGUGAAAAUGGGAAGCAUGGUAGAGGAAGGACUCAAGUCUAACAAAAUAAUGAGUUAUUCAACAAUUAAGGCGACCUCCCAAGCUAUUCAAAAUGGCACUGGGGGUGUACUAGGGAAGAAGAAGAAAUAG
Molecule: messenger RNA, 621 nt
Organism: Nicotiana attenuata
Lineage: Eukaryota; Viridiplantae; Streptophyta; Magnoliopsida; Solanales; Solanaceae
Product: extensin-like
Exons: 3
Coding region: 1-621 (206 amino acids)
Source: RefSeq, a predicted model, not a curated record